AUGGACUGGGACACGGUCAAAGAGGAGGAGGAAGCGGAGGGGCUUGAUCUCGACACGUUCGAUUUCGGCAGCGUUCUAGAUGGAACAUCAUCCUUGCAUGGAUCUGAUUUCGAAAUUCCAAUCCGGUCGGGUCUCGACGACAUGAUGAGCACCAGCGACCAUAUCGCCCAACUCCAGCAGCAACAGCUCCAGCAGCAACAGCAGCAGCGCAAUCUCCAGUCACAGAUGGCCUUCAUCGAGGACGCACUAGCCACUCAUCCCUUCUUCGCCAAUUCACAGCAGCAACUGCACAACCCCUAUCAGCACCAGCCUCAAUUCCAGCUUCCACCAAUUACGUCCCCAGCACCCACGCCCUCAGCCUUAUCUGGGUCUAGCCUGCACUUCCCCUUGCCCGAGAUUCAGAUCUCUGAAUUCCCAUCCGAACGGCCAUCUGUCGGCUCAGCCUCACAAUCGCCCUAUUUCGGAUCGUUCUCCUCGUCGCCCACGGGCUCGAGUCUGACCUCCUUUUUCGCCACGACCCUAUCCGGCUCGGGAGAGUUGCCGACCGUCGUGCAACGCUCCUCUCCCACAAGCUCUGGCUACACGUCUCCCCUCUCCCUCUCCGGCCAGAUGCACGCUUUCAGCAUGAGCGUGGCUUCGGGCACCCUGGCUUCGUCCGGCUCGGCCGUCUCGGGCUCCGGACCCGUCGCGGUGCCACCGCCCUCUUCCUCCUCGGCCUCCAACAACAAGCGCAAGAAGCCGCUCAAGAAGAAGCAGGCCUCGCUUCCCAACAUCCUGCCGGCGCCCACCGCGCCCGCGACCACCAGCGGCGGCGGGCCACUGUCACUCUCGACGUCGCCCACCUCCUCGUCCUCGUUCCCGCAGAUCAUGUCGAUCCACCUGUCCCCUAUCACGUCACUUCCUUCGUCUCCCAACGCCCAGCCCUACUCGCCUCCGGGCCAUUCCCCGCCUUCUUCGCCUCGCAGCUCGCCUCCUCCACCCUUCGCCGCCGGGGCGACCUGGGUAGCCGAUAUCAAGCCAAGUGUCACUCUUCCUGGCCUCGGACAGGGUCCCAAGAUUAUGCACCCGACUCACCGAUCUCUAUUCCUCCCCUUUAGCAAGGUGCUGUACGACGAAGUGAUAUUCUCGGCGGCCAAGACUCCCACCAAGGUCACCCUGAUGUGUACUCCCACCGGGUCGAACCUCCCGCAGCCCGUCGUUGUUCAGCCAACCCAGAUCUCGAUUCACGACGAUUCCAACGACCAGCGACUGACGCCCACGUGUACUAUUAUCGAGUGCCACUUCCCCUUCCCCACCGUCAUGAAGACUUGCGUCGGCGGCGUGAAGGUGGCCAACGUGCAGUUCCGGCUCUUCCAUGCUCCUCCCGCUCCAAGCGCCCCGGUUCUCCUCGAUGCCUUCUACAAGGACGGAGAGAUGCGCCACCUGCCCAUGGUCGCCUAUCCGCACACCAAGGCCAAGAUCCAGUGUUGGGCCAUCAUCAUCUGGUACGCCGACAAAGGACCCGAGUACGAACAGCUCACCUGGGCCGAGUUGGCGAAGCGCUUUGCCUACUUCUACACGCGCCAAUUAAACGAGACCAUGCAUCCUCAGUCCCUUCGCUUCCUUGGCGAGAAGCUGGGCGUACCCAAUGCUGGCAAGGAGAGCAGCAAAGACGAGAUCGUUACAUUCGAAACCUACAUGCAGACUCGAGUUGGCCAUUGGCUCUACAACGCCGUGCAGGCCAUCAAAUCCUACCAUGAUCUAUGGAAGAACUACUCCCUGCGCAUGUUCCUCACACACAAGGACGCCGUGAUACUUCUCAAGCAGAUGGGCGCCAAGCCGGGCGACUUCCUCUUCCGCAUCCCCUCGCAGCUGGCCGAAGAGGACACGAAGGCGUUCAAGACGCGUUCGCCCUCCUCCACGCUCGUCUUCACCUACGUGCAGAAGGUGGACGAUGAGCUCAAGUUUGCGAAGGUCGACGUCAACGACAAGGUUCGCGAAGAUCCCAAGUUCGUUCACCAGAAAAAGGAGUUGGUGAACGUGCUAUGCCUAAACGAGAAGGGGGAGAUGAUUUUGAGACACAAGAUGGACUGCGCCUUCAACGAGAAACAGAAGAGGAAGGAGCACGUAGGCAAGAGCAGCGUCAAGAGCAGCGGCGACGACGGCGACGAAUAUGAGACCUACUGA
Messenger RNA from Acanthamoeba castellanii str. Neff, 2166 nucleotides. RefSeq lists its product as uncharacterized. Bases 1 to 2166 code for a protein of 721 amino acids. The record is from RefSeq and is a predicted model, not a curated record. Gene Ontology annotation, biological process: regulation of DNA-templated transcription. Gene Ontology annotation, molecular function: DNA-binding transcription factor activity. Lineage: Eukaryota; Discosea; Longamoebia; Acanthamoebidae. The transcript is spliced from 9 exons.